Messenger RNA from Anopheles nili, 723 nucleotides. RefSeq lists its product as uncharacterized. NCBI's taxonomy places the organism in Eukaryota, Metazoa, Arthropoda, Insecta, Diptera, Culicidae. The coding region runs from base 1 to 723 and encodes 240 amino acids. Gene Ontology annotation, molecular function: structural constituent of chitin-based larval cuticle. The record is from RefSeq and is a predicted model, not a curated record. The transcript has 4 exons. Gene Ontology annotation, cellular component: chitin-based extracellular matrix.
AUGAAGCAUCUGUUGGCAGGAUUGGGUGUGCUUUGCAUAGCACUCGCGACGAUACAUGCAGCCCGCAUCAAGAUUCCCGCCAAAAGCCGAAAUGACGAUCUGUUCUCGGAGGAUGAGUUCACAUUUCCGGCGGAGGACAAAAAGGACCCCACCAACUUCACCGGUAACGUAAUGAAGGCCUCGAUCGUGAUGGCGGAGGUGCGCAAUCAGGGCAAGGGCAAGUUUAAGUACGCGGUUGAGACGGAAAACGGCAUUGAGAUCGAGCAGAUUGGCAAGCUGAAGAACGACUCGAAGACGUUCGUCGUGAUGGGAUCGUACACCUACACCGGUGCGAAUGGCAAACGCUACAGAGUGCGGUACACCGCUGAUGAGUUUGGAUAUCAUCCCAUCACCGAGCUUGAUCUGGACAUUCCUGACCUCAACCAGGUGCAGCCAACGCAGAGGACGAUCAGCCCGUUUAAGUUCACAACUCGACCAACCACGGCCCGUACAACAACCACGACAACGACGACGACAACUACACCAAAGCCCGCUCUGGAAGAAGACGGCUACCAUUACAACCGCCCUGAUAAUGCGUAUCUGCCGCCGAACAACGAGUACCUGCCACCACAGGAGCCCGACAUCGACUAUCUGCCACCGAAGGAAGAUGGCCCCCGGAGGUACGAUGAGCCAGUUGAUCAGUUUCUCCCACCGAAGUAUGAUCUGCGCUCAGAAUUCCCAUAG